Messenger RNA from Xenopus laevis (African clawed frog), 4410 nucleotides. It is a transcript of the gene brd2.S, whose product is annotated as bromodomain containing 2 S homeolog. The record is from RefSeq and is a predicted model, not a curated record. Bases 756 to 3032 code for a protein of 758 amino acids. Gene Ontology annotation, biological process: chromatin remodeling; regulation of DNA-templated transcription. The transcript is spliced from 12 exons. Gene Ontology annotation, cellular component: chromosome; nucleus; chromatin. Lineage: Eukaryota; Metazoa; Chordata; Amphibia; Anura; Pipidae.
GAGACGCACACUACAGAAACCACGAUAAAAUGGCGGGACUCCCGCCCAUAACUACACCCGCUAAACCUCCUAACAAGAAAGCACGAGCUUCAAAACUAAUAAUUUAGCACCAAUAUUGAUGUCACGGCUGUGGUUGCGACUGUGGAAUGGCAAUACAACUUGUGGGUAGUUUCCUUCAGAACAAAGAACACGUACACGACAAAGAAAUCGCUUCCCAGCUGCCAUUACGGAACUAUAACUUGCGCAGUAUAGAGGGAGGAGAGGCAUCAAGAAAAUCACCGCCAGUAGGGGGCGAAAACGCUUUUUGCAUCCGGGGGCAGGGGCGUCCUAGGAGCUGUGGGAAAGAGGUCGUUGGGGGAAAAGGAGAACGAGAGGAGGAGGAUGGAGAAGCAUGACACAGCUCUACGCUCCUCGCGACAAAAUGGCGGCGGGUCUAUCCAGGCGGGGGCGGCGUCCUGUAUUACCGACUUCGGUGCUACUUCCCUGCCAGGAAAUUUACGGGUUUAUACUCUUCUUCGCGAACGAACCAUAUUCUAUCCAGCGGAAUGCAUUUUUUAACAGAAAAUGUAAAACCAAGGUUAAUGCGCGGAGGGGCGCGAAAGACCACAGGCGUGGCGAUUAUGCGCGUUUAACGUGUUUGUUGCUAAUGGAAGACUAUUCUGAAGUAGAGCGGUUUCCUGGACACAAGAUUUAUCUCUCACACGAGCGCGUGUUAAGUUAGCAACCGUCUACCACCUUUGGAUCUGAAUCAUGGCAUGAUGGGACAGUCUGUAGAAGGCACACCAGGGAAAAGAAUCCGUAAGCCAUCCCUCCUUUAUGAGGAUUUUGAAGGCCCCAACAUGACAUCAAGUGUGUUUCAUCAGCUGCCUCAGACAAACCCACCAGCUCCUGAGUUUAUCAAUCCUAAGAAGCCAGGACGCUCUACUAACCAACUGCAGUACCUACACAAAGCAGUUGUGAAGUCACUGUGGAAGCAUCAGUUUUCUUGGCCUUUCAGACAGCCUGUGGAUGCAGUUAAACUGGGUUUACCGGACUAUCAUAAGAUUAUCAAGCAGCCAAUGGACAUGGGAACUGUAAAGAAAAGGCUAGAAAACAACUAUUACUGGAGUGCGUUAGAGUGUAUGCAGGACUUCAACACCAUGUUUACCAACUGUUACAUCUACAACAAACCAACUGAUGAUAUUGUGCUGAUGGCCCAAAGUCUGGAGAAGAUGUUUCUGCAGAAAGUUGCUCAAAUGCCCCAGGAGGAGCAAGAAAUUCCUAAUACUGCUUCCAAAAUCAAGAGUGUAAAGAACAGUAAGACUUCUGGGCUUACCGGUGGAGUCACCACAGCACACCAAGUACCAGCUGUCUCAUCUCAAUCGUCUCUGUAUCCAAGCUCUCCUGAAUUGCCUACUACAAUGCUCAGUCUGGCACAUCCUUCUAUUAUUUCUAAUCCUGUUCUUAAAUCCUUGCCGUCUUCACAGACGGUGUCGUCUGUAUUGCCAGGGGCUACACAACCUGUUGCAAAGAAAAAGGGGGUAAAGCGAAAGGCUGACACCACUACGCCAACCACCACAGAUAUCAUUGCAACUGGCGGAGACUUCUCACCCAUACAAGCUUCUGAGACAAAGCCUGGUAAAAUACUUGCCCGGAGGGAGAGUGGUCGCCCGAUAAAGCCACCAAAAAAAGAUCUCCCAGACUCGCAGCAGCAUCAAACAUCAAAGAAGGGCAAAUUGUCUGAGCAACUUAAGUACUGUAAUGGAAUCCUGAAAGAGCUUCUCUCAAAGAAGCAUGCUGCUUAUGCGUGGCCUUUUUACAAGCCUGUAGAUGUAUCUGCGCUGGGAUUGCAUGACUAUUAUGAUAUUAUAAAGCAUCCAAUGGACAUGAGCACCAUCAAGAAGAAAAUGGACAGCAGAGAAUUCAAGGAUGCUCAAGAGUUUGCAGCUGCUAUUCGCCUUAUGUUUUCAAAUUGUUACAAAUACAAUCCUCCAGAUCAUGAUGUUGUGGCUAUGGCACGGAAGUUGCAAGAUGUGUUUGAGUUCAGUUAUGCCAAGAUGCCAGAUGAACCCCUUGUUGUAAAUCCACCAUCUACGUCCUCUCAGCUGCCACCUUCUGAUUCAAAAUCGUCUUCAGAGUCCUCCAGUGAAAGCAGCAGUGAGAGUUCAGAUGACAGCGAGAGCUCCGAUGACUCUGAGGAAGAGAGAGCUAACAGACUGGCAGAGCUUCAGGAGCAGCUCCGUGCAGUACAUGAGCAGCUGGCAGCACUUUCUCAAGGCCCCAUUUCCAAACCAAAGAAGAAACGAGAAAAAAAAGAGAAAAAGAAAAAGAAGUCGGAUAAAAAAAAGAGGAAAGAGGAUGAUGAAUGGCGAUCUAGCAAAUCCAAACCAUCCCAAGCCAAAAAAUCUUCCAAGAAAUCUGGGGGAGGAAUUGCUACCAGCAGUACAAUCAGUCCUGCAGUAUCUAAGAGCAACAAGAAAACGCUUAAGUCUUUACCUCCUCCCCCCUCUGUUUUGUAUGAUUCGGAAGAAGAGGAGGAAAGCAAACCAAUGACUUAUGAUGAGAAGCGGCAGUUGAGCCUGGACAUUAACAAACUGCCAGGGGAGAAGCUUGGCCGUGUGGUUCAUAUCAUUCAGUGUCGUGAGCCCUCUUUGCGAGACUCUAAUCCUGAAGAGAUUGAAAUAGACUUUGAGACCCUUAAACCUUCUACUCUGCGAGAACUGGAGAGAUACGUGAUGUCUUGCCUGAGGAAAAAACCUCGUAAGCCUUAUACUCCCCCUAACUCUGUGCUCUCUCCAGCACUUAAGCCAGUGGGGAAAACAAAAGAGGAGAUUGCUCUGGAGAAGAAGAGGGAGCUGGAAAAGAGAUUGCAGGAUGUGAGUGGGCAACUGAACUCUGCAAAGAAACCUCCCAAGAAACCCCAUGACAAGGCAGAGUCGGCCCAUCAAGUGUCAGUGACCCGCCUCAGUGCUUCCAGUUCCAGUUCAGAUUCUGACAGCAGUAGCAGCUCCACCUCUAGCUCAUCUGACACUAGUGACUCUGAUUCUGGUUGAAAGAAAUUGUCUCCUCCUUUGGGAGUAAGGGUUUGCUGAUUUACAGUCAGAAGUGGUUCUGAUUUGGAUCUGCAGGAACGGAGCCCACCUGAACCAUACUGCUUUCUUUGGGGUGCUAGGGAGUCUGAGGCCUUAGACAAUAGGAGGAGGUAAUGAUUCCUUACUAUGAAUCAUACAUUGGAGAAUGUGGUUUAGUGCAGUAGGCAUAUCCAGGAGGGGAAAGAUCAUAGGGGGUACUUUUUUUUUUUUGUUUUUUUUGUUUUUGUUUUUUACUUCCACCCUACUUUAACUUCUUAUGGAAUUCAUAGGUGCUGGCGUGGAUACAUUUCUCUUAGCAUUAACGCUUUGUAUCCACAAUGGCUUUUCUGGUAUAGCUCGAGGCUCUGUGUUAUCUAAUAACUGUUUUGUUUCUUCCCCCCUUACCUGUUCAUUUACCAACCAACAAAAGCUAUGAUCUGGGUGUGUGCUAUUACAUCUUUUAUUAUUUACGGAGAUUGUUCAAGUCCGAGAUGAAGGCUGUGUUUAGUUUCCCGAGGAGUGAUUUGUAACUAAGGUACUCUGAAGAACCUCUUUUUGGCAAAGUAUUACUGUCUCUUCUUCAGCCCUCUCCUGCAUGUAGCGUUUAUUGUAAAUAGGGCACUUCCUUUAUGGACAUGCCUUUCUUAAAGCAGUCCCAGCUGCAACUUCAAAUGACCCUUUGUUUAGAGCCCCUCCCAUAAUUUUUUUAUGUAUUUAUUUUAGACAUCAGAGGGAAAGCUUUUCCUUUUUGUUUUAUAUUGUAAAAUAAUUGCAAAUGGAUCCCUGUUGAUGCAGGGGCCAGUGUAGAUGUAAGAUUUUAUAAAGAUGUAUGUAAAUAUAUAAUAAGUUGCACAGGCAUGUUUCUUGAUGUAAAGGGUGACUUUUUUUUUUUCUUUUUUUUUCUUUCUUUUUUUACAUUAUGGGAAAAAAGCUUUUCUUUCCUAAUUGUCUUCUAUAUAGCAUAAUCUUGCUUUGUCUUGUAUUUUUUUUCUUCUUGUAUUUGUUCAAACCCUUUAGUUUUGAGACAUGUAAAUAAAGAAAAAAAACCAGUCCAUGCUGUGUGUCAUUUAUAAUCUGUACGUAGAACCACAAAUUGUGUGUUGCAAUAAAAAUGCAGUAAAGCAAAAUGGUGACUAUUCAGAAGGGACCUAUAUGCAGCGGAGAAGAAAUAUUCUUUCUGAAUGAAUAAACAAUUGUGUUUCACAAUCAGGUGGAGUUUUUUUUGUUGAUUGUGAUGCAGUACGUAAUGUAGCAUCUGUAGUGUAUGUCAUACUAAAUCAAUCUUUGCAGUUAGCUGUGGAGUUGUCAACAUCUUUGUAUGGUGCUCAAUAUCGCUGCAUUAAAGAAACUUGACAGAAAA